Entelurus aequoreus (snake pipefish) is the source of this 1994-nucleotide messenger RNA. RefSeq lists its product as uncharacterized. Bases 160 to 1680 code for a protein of 506 amino acids. Gene Ontology annotation, biological process: meiotic chromosome segregation. The record is from RefSeq and is a predicted model, not a curated record. The transcript is spliced from 9 exons. NCBI's taxonomy places the organism in Eukaryota, Metazoa, Chordata, Actinopteri, Syngnathiformes, Syngnathidae. Gene Ontology annotation, cellular component: nucleus; chromosome, centromeric region.
AAUUUGUUGGCUUAAAAAUAAGAUGGAAGUUGGCGGUGGUUUGGGUGUCAUUCUGUAAUUCAUUGUUACCAAUUUGUCUAUCUCUCCAAUUGUUCGCUUCGCAUUAAGAAAAUCUACUCAAAAACGGGGUUUAGCCGCUAAUGUGUUCAUGUGUCAGUCAUGUUGCAUCAAAGGACAAGGAUGCCGGCCCAGGCUUCCAAACAGACUACAGUUAUAGCAUCCAAGAUCAAAAACAAGAUAUUCAACACCUCCUCCUCCUUCUUCAAGGCCUCCCUGAAGAGCAACAACAAGGCGCUGGCUCUUGCCCUGCAGGCUGAGAAGCAGAGGAGCAUGCUGCUGCAGAUGCAGAUCGUCAACCUGACGAAGGAAGUGGAGGUGCUGUGCUUUGAGAGGGCUACCUGGAAGUACAAGCACAGGAAACUGCACGUCAUCUUGAAGAAUCUGUACAGUGACACGCUGAAUAACUUGGACAAGGUGAUGGAACUAUUCUCUGAUGACGAUGUCCCUAAACUAGAUGAGGACAACAACAUCCUUCCUGGUGAUCUUGACAUUCCCCCAGUUUCAAGCCUUCCAGCUCUUCCUGAAGUUGCUGUGGAUUCAUUGUACGCCGGCCCAGAAAAAGCAGCGGACUUUCAUAACGAUGCCGAGCCUCUGGGCGUCAUCACCGGACCCACCAAGUCGACUAUUUACCACGCAAAGACGGAUAACGAGAACGGACGUUCGAAACAAGAUGCCCUCCAGAUGAAGUUUUCCCCCAAGUCCAGCUGUUUAAGGGAUUACGUGGAUAGAAUGUCAGUCAUGUUGUCUAAGCCCGACGAUGAAACCAUAUCGUCUGUGCCAUGUCAAACUUCUUCAGCGGUCGCCGAAACACCCGCCCCCUCCACCGAUGUCAGCCCUCCCUGUGUCACGGUUGAAGAGCCACAGGAAAACUUAGUGGUCUUCAAUACAACCAUGGAGAUGACUGAAUGUGGCACUCCUGAGAUAGUCACAGAGUAUAAAAACAAAGAUAACCUUGCGCCGGAAGUAAAUCUUCCUCAGUCAUUAAAACCUAAGUCUCGCAGCAAAACCAAACAAAGCGAGGAGCUACCUGCAGAGAAAGAGUCCCCGGAAAAAAAAAGGUCCACCAUCACUAUUAGGAGGUCCAGGAAGCCAAGUCAAAGGGUGCCGUCGGUUACUCGGAUGGUGUUUCCACCUCAUGACAGAGAGGGCAGCAGGUCCAAAGGGCACCGUGAGGAGCAGAAACCAGUAAGUGUUGUUGCACCCGCAGAGGCUGAAGAUCCGUUCCAGUUCUUCGCCACUGUCAAUGAACCACAGAACAACACUGAGACGUCUGGAGCACGUCACAAAUUAAGAUGCGGAAGAACGUUUGUAAUUUCCGUGGAUCCCACAACACCGGCAAGAGAGAAGUUAGAAAUGUUGUCCGACAAUCUCAUUUCUGACGCAGGAUCUGCCCGGAAUUCAGCUGAAGGGGUCUUAUCAUCACUGACCAAUACCAUUUCCACGCCAGAUCAGGGAAGCCAAGGCAGGAGGUGCAGGGGGGCCGUGGUCAGUUACAAGGAGCCGCCCCUCAACAAAAAAAUAAGGCGUGGAGACAAAUUCACAGACACCAUGUUCCUAAACUCCCCUGUUCAUAAAGAUGGCACUAAGAAGAAGAAGCGGAAGACGCAGUCCAAAGACUGAUUUUUCUUUUUGUAACUAUUGAGACCUUCUUUAUAAUUAAAUGUUGGUUUUAAUCAAACAUGUUUUUGCUGACUGUUUAGCUCGGACUCUUGUUUGUUGGUAAAUGUCACCAGCAGAAUGAUAAAUGAUUCAUUUUGUUCACCCGAGACGUCGCCUUUCGUGUCCGUUAUGUAAAGUCAUCACAUUCAGUACAGUCCUACUGGACACACACUCUGUACCUUCUGUACACUUCCUGUAUUUGAUGUGUACACAUGCUCCUAUUAGUUUGCAUUCUACACAACUCUUUGUCUUUUAAUUAAACAUUAGCCCAACAA